AAAUUUUUAAACGGACUACGUUGCUAAGAGGAUUAAAGAUAGACUGUGGUUGGACAGACACAUUGUCUAUAUCCAAUCGUAUCGAGCGUUGCAGGAGUGCGGGUGAGAGAAAGCGUCUAGUUACCGGGUGGUUAAACGGAAGAGAAGUGUAAUUGAUGUGAUGCACGGAAUUAUCUUUUUGCAUUUUCCAGUAAACAGAGGAAUCAAAAGACUUUUUUGCAUUGUUGAUUUGAAGCGGAUCACAAAAUAUUACAUAAUUUCCAAAGAUGGCAUUCAGCUUUAGAAGGAAGGGUACAAUGGAAUUUAAGCACAUAGCUCAUGGCUUGGUCCCUGCUGCCACCAUUGCUCCCAGGUCUGCUGUCCCCCGCACCCCUCCCCCCCGCAGCCCAAACCCCUCUCCAGAAAGACCCAGGUCUGCCUUAGCAGCUGCCAUUUUAGCCUCAACACUAACUGGUCGUACAGUGGCAAUCCCACAACCUCGACAGAGGUCCCUCUUGGAGACAGACUUCUCUUAUUCAGAGAACAGGAGCAGCAUAGAGCCAUACGCCAGUACUGCUGAGAUUGAAAGGGAGAGUUGGAAUAACACAGUCAAUGGCAGGCCCCGCAUGCCUUCCCCAAGGUUCUCUGGUGAUGAGUGUGAUGACUAUGAAGAUGAAGAUGUAGAGAAGGACGUGCUAUCGGAGCCAGAAGGCCAUAUCUAUCACAGUCUUGCAAAGGAGGAUGAGAAUCAGAUUGAGCCUGUUUAUGCCAAACCAAACAAAAAGGUAAGAAUGCCCAUGUUGGAAGGCACUGAUGAGACUGACAACUCUGCAUAUCGUGUGGCUUCUCCGACUUUACCACACCAACUACGAACUGAGCAAAUGCAAGAAAAGAACAUAGUUCAAGAGAAUUUACUUCAAAAGGCUGAAAUUCCAAAGGUGGAAGAAAUAGCCCAAAGGUCAUCUCCAUCACCAGACCUGACUGAUGACUUGAGCCUUGAAACUCCAAGAACGAAUUCAAACUUGUCUAAGAGGGCGUUAUCAAAGAAGAAGAUCUUAAUAAAGGACAGCAAAUCAGAUUUGACAGAUGAUACAUACAAAGAACUUCUGGAAAUGAAUAAGGAGAUAUUACAAGAGAUGAAAGAAAGAAACCACGCUCUGGGCUCUGAAAAUCAGGCCUUAGUCCAGAAGCUUCAGGAGCAGGGCCAUCGACUGCAGAAGACACAGCUCAGGCUAGACCAAUCGCAACAGGAAAACAGAAGGCUGAAGGAAGCAGAGGAGAGACUCUCCAGGGAAGAUCACCAGGCAGAACUGCACUCCAUCAGACAGCAGGCCCAGGAGUUGGUUGAUGAAAAUGAUGCCAUGAAAAUGACUAUCCAUCGCCUGAACGUGGAACUGAGUCACUACCAGACACAAUUCAGACCACUGUCUAAAGAGGAGUGUUCACAGAUCAGUGGCCUUCCGUUGAAAGGACCAUCUCCACCAUGGCUGCUGGACAUGAAAUAUUUAUCUCCUUUGCUCCUGGCAUAUGAAGACAGACUUGGAGAAAAGGAUUCUGCGCUGCAUGCUUAUGAGGACGAGAUGAAGCGUUUUGCUUCUCGAGUGAAGGCGGUGGUGAGGGAGAAUGAGGAGCUCCACCUACAGCUUGAGAAGACUGGUGCUGUCAGCAACAAAGAGUGGCGUCAGUUAAGAGACCAGGCCAGGCUUGUCCUGGAAGAAAACCAAGUGCUGAUGGAACAGCUGGAGGUACAGCAGGCCAAGGCCAAGGACAGUCACAAUCGGCAUCUUCACGAAGUGUCUAAGUUGACCAAACAACUGAUGCUCCUGGAAGCUGAGAAAGAAAACCAACAGGAAGAGCUGGUAGAAUGCAGUAAGCAGCUGGAGGAUUUGCGCUCCAAAUACAAGCACGCCAAAGUCAACCUUGAGAACAAAGUGGAGCUGGAUGAACACGUCUCCACUGUGAAUGAGCUGAAAAGGCAGCUGCAGCAGGAAGAGGAGAAGAGACAUGCAGAAGUAGAGGAUCUAAUGGGGAGGAUAGCAUCCCUUCAAACUGAGAAGAAAACACUGCUCUUAGAGAAAACAAACCUCAUCGCAGACAACAAGAGCAUUGAGACUGAGCUGGAAAUAUCACGAAAUGCCAACAGAAAGUCUCAGCGGAAGAUCGGCCUCCUGAAACAGCAGCUCGAGGAUGCGCUGGAUAAAGAAGUUGCUGCUCAUCAGUACCUUGCAAACCUGAUCAGCCUGGCUGAGAAAGCAACACAGGAGAGAGAUCAGCUCAUGUACAUGGCCAAAAACCUGGAAACCGACAAGCAAGAUGUGUUCAACAAGAUUAUAGAAGGGACCGUCCGAAUGGGCAAGCUGGAAGAGAAAGUCAAGGUGUACAAAAAGAAAGCCGCAGCCAAGCUGGGAGACAUGGGGCACAGACUGCUGGAGCAGGAGGAGGGCUUUGCUGGGAAGACAGACUCCUACCAGAGAGAAAUCAAGCACCUCCAGAGGGUGUUGCGAGACAAGCAGGAAUCGCUCGACGAAGUGCUGCAGCAGAAAAGGGAAAUGGAAGGUGAACUGGAGAUUGUUUGGCAGUCAGCUUCCAGAGAAAACAAAAGAAUGAAAGACACCCUUUUUGAUACUUUUUGCCAGAGCGAUGCUCUCAAUCUAGAGGAAGCCUCAGGAGAGCCGUGCAGUCGAGCAGCCUUUAGAGCAAGGAGCUCAGCCCACGGGAAGCAGAACAUGGGCGCUGCCUAUCCCAUGGAGCUGCUGGUAGUGAACAGCGACUUCACUGUCUCGACUCCAAUACACAGCAAGCCCAAGCAAGGAAUGCAGAAAAGCCCCAUGUUUGAGUCAGAUUCCGACCAGCAACAAAUCCCAUCAUCAGAUGAAAGCGAGAAGAAUGGGCUGGAGUUUUAUUCAUGAAACAGGAAUCCUUUUUCUGAAAAGAUUGUCAGUAUGAUUCAUAUUCUAAAGCACAAAAAAUAAACCAAAAAUAUAUCUAAAAUACUUAUAUAUAUAUACACACACAUACACACACACUUUAAAUGUUCUGUGAUUUUUUUAUGUCUUGAGAAAAUGACAGUAUUGUAGGUCUAUAUUUAAUAGAACGAUCUGACUUUCUUCAAUAGUGCAGUAUAGAUUAAUGAUCGUGCUUUAGGUAAUGUAUUAUAAAUUUACUUAGACUGAGGUAAUGUUAAAGCUGCAGUCGUGUUACAUUUACUAAAAUAUAAUUAAUUGGUGUCUUAUAAGCAAACAAGCAAACCUUGUUGACUAUCCAAUUAGUCUACAUUCCCAAGGUGGCUGUGGGAACGCAAGCUUCUGCCCUCCUUGAAACAUACUUGACACUAUAUCACUGUGAGACCAAAAUAGGCAUGGUACUUGCAGCAGUAAGAUGUUAAAUAAAUCUAUCUUAAAGCAUGUUUAUAGCUCAGGAAUUAUAACAGAUAUAAAAAGGUGACCUUUUAUUCCCAAAUUGUGUUUUUUAUAGAAGAUAGUUUAACUCCUAUAAAGCUAGGUACAACUCUGUUAAACUAAAUGUGAUUCUACCACUUUAAAUUAAGUAUUGUAUGUGCUAUGACAUUUUUAAAAGUGCAUAUGAUUUUAAUUUUUUUUACCAGGAAACACACUGACAUCAUACGUUCAAUUACAUUCAGUGAACAGGUUGUAUCACGUCGCUGUGGCUACACAAACCUUAUAUUAUGGACAUUUUCACAGUCUGCAACAGAACAUUUUAGGAGGCUUGGCCACUGUUUGUCCCAUAAACCCUGUCAUUAACUGUUCAAGGAGACAUCAUAACCAUGCGGUAAUGCAACUGUGGGAAGCCUAGAGCCUGACUCCCAGACACAAAUGACACCAUGCAGUGUUGGAAUAUCUCAGCCUGAGAUGAAACUGUAAGACACACUGAUUCAGUCACCAGCCAAAGUAUCUGUCUAUCAGAGAAACAAUAAAAAAUAAUUCAGCACCCACGUUCUGUCCCUUUUCUCUGACGUUAUUCAGUUAAACCUAGCGGUAUUUGUGUGUUUUAAAUUAAGGACUUAGAAUUUCAACCCUGAGUCUUACCUGUGCUGCACUAUUCAGGGUCAAGGUCAGGUGGAAGGAAGGAAGUGAAUGGGGAGAACAAACCACAUGCAUCCAUCAUGCUUAUAGUAUUAAAAUCUGGAAAGCAAUAUUAAGUUUGACACCAAUACAAUAAGGGAUUUGUGAGAAUUGUGUUGUGCUAAUAGAGAGAACAGUAUGCAUUGUAACUUUUUAUUAUUAACACUUUUUUAAAUAAUGUAAACUUUAAGGCCACCUGAGUAAAAAGGCCACUUUAAGGAUAUUUUAACUGUCCCAAUUUACUCUCAUUGACAGCAAUGUAAAGUUACCUAAAAUAUGAAGGCCACCCCUGUAUUCAGUAUUUUUCUUCUGUUAAAUAACCUCCCUAAUAAGACUAACUUGCUGUAAACUACCAACUGUAUUUACAAAGAACUGAAAACAUGGAUGCAUCAUGAUAUCACUGAAAAUUUUAAGAACUAAAACCAGAAGGCUAUCUGCUUAUUAAGGCCUGGCAGCUUCACUGGCCUUAAUAUCGAGGUUUCACUGUGCACAGCAAUUAUACUGUCAUUAACUGUUUAUCCCUUUACUAAAAAUGAAAAAAAUAUAUACUACAAUGGUACUUGACAGACCUCUGUGAAUUUGUGUAUUAUGAUUUCUAAUAUCACUGGUUUUGUAAAAUUAAUCAAGUGUUCUGGCAGUGUCUUACUGGCCAGGGGCAGCUCAGUCAGUGUUGGUCCCAGUACAAGGCUCUGCUGGGAUAUUCACAAAUGCUUGAAUGACAACACAAAGAAGUUUCUGCAAUUUUGAAUGCAUGUUUUAUUUUUUUUGACAGUGUCGCAAGCAAUU
This is a messenger RNA of Acipenser ruthenus (sterlet), 4847 nucleotides long. RefSeq names its product centrosomal protein of 89 kDa-like. Bases 267 to 2888 code for a protein of 873 amino acids. The transcript is spliced from 20 exons. Lineage: Eukaryota; Metazoa; Chordata; Actinopteri; Acipenseriformes; Acipenseridae. The record is from RefSeq and is a predicted model, not a curated record. Gene Ontology annotation, biological process: mitochondrion organization; cilium assembly; chemical synaptic transmission. Gene Ontology annotation, cellular component: centriole; ciliary transition fiber.